UGGUCUCAGCCUUUCCCACUCCAGACACUGGACCAGUCCUGAUUGCAUACAGGACAGAACUUUGCUAAUAAAAAUAUAAACAUCAAUAGACACAUGGUUCCAGGAAUGAACCAGGAUAAAGCCUUUUAAAUCUUAUAUUUGACAAACAUUUUUUUAAUGUUGAAGAAAUUUUUUUAAUAAGAAUUUUUUUUGUUUUAAGCAUUGUUUAAAAAAAUCUAAACAAAGAUGGUUUCUUCAUCUUCUAUAGCCUCUUCCUCAUGCCACUGCUUGUUCUUCCUCUUACUGUUACUGGUUGUGGCCAUGCAGGUGGAUUCGAGACCCUCCCCACAAAGAUCUGACCACCAGAUUCUGAAUAAUCUCUUUGGUGCUCGGAUCAGCUCUCUUCUCCUGGCCCAACCUGAGGUCAACGAGGGGUCAGGCGAAAACCCGCCCACUGCCUCGCGAGGUGGUCGUGGUCUGUCUAAAGGGGUGGAGCCUGCACGCAGGGGUGUGCCCCGCUUCUUCCAGGACUUUAUUGGUCACCAAAGAAAGUUCAGGGGCAGAACCAGGAAGAGUUUUGGGAGAGGCUGUUUUGGGUUUAAGAUGGAUCGCAUUGGAUCCCUGAGUGGACUGGGCUGCUGAUGAGCAUAGGACAAGGGGAACCUUGCAACUUUUUUUAAAUUUAAAGAGGCCAGGUAAUGGUCAAUCAGGAUCCUUGUGAGGCAGUGACACUGCCCAUCUCCUGUGGGUACGGUGACGGACUGGAUCCUCUCGCCAUCUUUGUCCUUCUAGAACCAACAACUGAAUGAAGACAAAAUCUCCAUUAAAAUAGGAACACACAGUGUGUGCAAUCGGCUCAACAGACGUGGCAAUGAUUUAAAAAAUGUUAAUCAUAUGCUUAAUUAUGAGUGUUACUGUUACAGUACUUUGAUGUUUUAUUUGAUGAGAAUUUGCUGUACUGCUGUCACAAGCAGAAAGCCAUUCUCUGUAACUUGUUAUUGAAAUGUGAUCUGUGAUACGUGGACCCCAGACAUUUUGGUGUCUAAGACUUUUAUGUUCCUGACUCCCAGCUUUGUAACAAGCUGGCGUGAUUGUGUUGUAGUAUUAUUGUUUGUGUCUUGAUGUGGUUUUGUUAUGUUUUUUUUUUUUUUUUUGCUGAUCAGAUGACAAGUUGUUGCUAUCAGUUGUGUGUCAAAUGAGCAUGUGGGGAAUUCCCACUUUAAUACUUUCCUCAACCAAAUUUCAACAUGAGUUUAAACCUGC
Molecule: messenger RNA, 1242 nt
Organism: Anguilla rostrata (American eel)
Lineage: Eukaryota; Metazoa; Chordata; Actinopteri; Anguilliformes; Anguillidae
Gene: nppcl2
Product: natriuretic peptide C-like 2
Exons: 3
Coding region: 226-621 (131 amino acids)
Biological process (GO): cGMP biosynthetic process; receptor guanylyl cyclase signaling pathway
Cellular component (GO): extracellular region
Molecular function (GO): hormone activity
Source: RefSeq, a predicted model, not a curated record